GGCUCGUCGUUGAGUGAUUCGACGUAAUACUCUCCGCAGUGCAUGCCUCGUAUACCCGCGCCUCUCUCCUCGCAUUACGAAUUCGUGCGCGCCGCUCGUUGGACUUUGUCGAAUAACACGGCGACGUGAAACGAUUUGUCGCGCUGCUUGUGUGUGCGUAUCGGGAUUUCGCGAUUUCGCGCGAGUUAAUUUCGCACAGGCGAAGGCGUUUAGCCCACGAUUUUUCUGUGAUUCUUAAUCGCGGUUCUUAGUGCGUCAACACAACCCGUGUUGGGUGAAGGGCGAUCGAGUGAAAUGGCUGAGGAGCAGCCGACGUACAAAUUGAUCUACUUCAAUGCGCGAGGUCGGGCCGAGCACAUCCGCUACAUAUUCGCCUACGCGGGCAUCGACUAUAUCGACGAGAGGAUCACCAACGACCGCUGGCCCGAGCUUAAGAAGUCGAUGCCUUACGGGAUGCUGCCGGUCCUGGAGAUAGACGGCAAGCCGAUAGCGCAGAGCAACGCCGUGGCGCGUUACCUGGCUCGCGAGCACAAUCUCGCAGGCAAGGACGAAUGGGAAUCGAUGCUGUGCGACGUGCUGGUCGAUACUUUGGGGGACCUGAAACAAUUUAUUUUUCAAUAUCGCACGGAGGAGGAUCUUUUCAAGAAGGAGGAGAAGAAAGCGAAGCUCCUGAAGGAAACAAUACCGUUCUACCUAAAUAAGUUUGAACAGACCGUCGCUGAGAACGGUGGUUACGCUGUGGGUUCCACGACUACGUGGGCGGACUUCGUGUUCACGGUGGCGUUGGAAAACUUCGAGAAUAUUUUCGGCGCGGCAGCGUUGGACAACUAUCCGGCGUUGCGCGGCCUGAAGAAUCGGGUGCACGAAAUUUCCGCCAUCGCCGACUGGUUGGCCAGGCGACCCCAUUCGGAGUUCUGAAUUCGUCGUCGUCGUCGUCAUCAUCGUCGCGACGGGAAACCAGCAGGAAAACACAUCGACGUCAAAAACAAGUACAUAUCCGCACUCCUCCAGCUCAUUAUCCCGCAUCGCCGCGGUAACGACGAGAGAGGGGGACGUUUCUCGCGCGUUAUACUAGAGGAAAGGUCUGAUGUAUAUUAUUAUUCGCGCACACACAAACACACAUACACACACAUACACACACACGCACACAUUUUAUGCUCUUGCUCAGAUAAAACCGCAAUAUCUCGCUUGUAUAACUCGACAUUAAAAGAAAGGGCUCGCCACUCUAUAAAGGAUACUGCGUCGUAAAACCGAUUCUCCAAAGUUCGUUAUAAGUUUGACACGUUUACGUCCCGCGCGAAAAUACGCCGCGAAAAAUAUACAGCACCGCGGAGAAAAUUUGUCGUUUAGGCCACCUUUGCGAGUUAUAAAAGGGAAACCGAAAGGACGAGAAUCUUCAGCUCAGAAAGCAGCUUCAACAUACAUGUGAGCCGCGAGUUUCCGCGCCUCGUUGAUCGACCUCAAUUUGUUUUCGCACUGGUGGCGAAUUGUAUGAGAGAACGGAAAAAACAACGAAGUUGAAGCUGAGGGACUACGUGUAUUACCGAGUGUCAAGAAUGCUUGUAUUCAAUGUGUUCAUUAUCGUGCAUCAUGCGUGUUACGUAUGCGUGAGCGGUGCAUCGCUGCGCGUCGAUAGAUAAUCGAGAUUAAAUGCGUGACGAGAUAAGUAUCUCGAGAGCGAAUCUCGUAUUUCGCGAUGUACUCGAUAUACUUGUUCCUCGCUACAGAGGCGGGUAGAACGCUCUGCUGAUCCUGUAUUGUCCCUAUCUUCUUUUGAAUGAAGUCAAAUCGAAUCGGAGCGUAGCGAGCGAAGUACGACACAUAAUACAGGGUAACACUAUAAAUACGCGAAAGGCAGAAAAACAUUAUAUAUAUUGAACGAGAUGAGAUUCUGUCGUAAUAAAAGUGCAAGGGUAUUACCGCGAUAAUGAACAUCCGCGGUUUUUGUCGCGAUGACAGCAGGAGGAAGGAGGAAGGUAGAGCGCGUGAUAGAAACUUUGUAAAUGUACCGUGUAAGAUUUUAGUAGCAACGCACCGUGUCGAAACAAGAUACCGAGCGAAAAGAUGUAUGCUUUUAUCGUGUAACUCGUCGUCGUUAGGAGGGGGAAUAAAGCAGACGAAUAAAAAAGAAAAACAGCGGACUUUCUAAUGCAUUGCAAUACAGAUAAUAAAGAGCUUUGUGAGCUUUCUCAUUGACGCUUCAUUCAACAACGUACUUGAUGUACGGCAACACAGUCAAUUGUAAUUAUCAAACGAGAAAAUAGAGAAGAGAAGUUGAGAGAGAGAGAGAGAGAGAGAGAGAGAGAGAGAGAGAGAGAGAGAAAGUAUACAUGUCUAAGCGCGGAGAUGUAUGUGCAACGUUGCAAUGUAAUAUUAAGUGUAACAUUAAGUGUUGAGAUUACAGAUGUAAUAUAAAUGUUAUUGUGGUUAUAAGAAAUGGUACGACUGAUAAUAAUAACGUGA
Molecule: messenger RNA, 2463 nt
Organism: Harpegnathos saltator (Jerdon's jumping ant)
Lineage: Eukaryota; Metazoa; Arthropoda; Insecta; Hymenoptera; Formicidae
Product: glutathione S-transferase
Exons: 5
Coding region: 295-918 (207 amino acids)
Biological process (GO): glutathione metabolic process
Molecular function (GO): glutathione transferase activity
Source: RefSeq, a predicted model, not a curated record